Messenger RNA from Chenopodium quinoa (quinoa), 840 nucleotides. RefSeq names its product 14-3-3 protein homolog 2-like. Gene Ontology annotation, cellular component: cytoplasm. Gene Ontology annotation, biological process: signal transduction. Bases 1 to 840 code for a protein of 279 amino acids. The record is from RefSeq and is a predicted model, not a curated record. Lineage: Eukaryota; Viridiplantae; Streptophyta; Magnoliopsida; Caryophyllales; Amaranthaceae. The transcript has 6 exons.
AUGGAUCUUUCUCCACUUCAUGAAGCUUUGUUUGCCGGUGAUGAUGAAAUUGAGAGGGGGUUCCCCGACGAGGAGCUUGAGUGUGGGAGUAAGAGGGUGAAACCUGGUCAUCCUGUUGAUGAGUCAGAGUUUGAUCCAAACUUCCUACUCUUUUUGAAGGAGUACCAUCCUAAAUUCACUCCUAAUAUGAUCAAUGCAAUGAAGAAAUUGGUGAAGUUUAACAUCGAUUUAACAGCCGAAGAGCUUAAUCUCCUUUCAACAGCAUACAAGAAAGUGAUCGAGCCAAAGAGAGAAUCAUGGAAACUUCUCUCAAAAACUGAGCAGGAAGAGGAUACAAUAUACAAAGACGAGACGUACAUAAAGUGUAUUCAAGAUUAUCGUAAUAUAGUCGAGUCGGACCUUGCUAACAUUUGCUACAACGUUAUAACUCUAAUUGAUGAUCAUCUCCUUCCUUUCGCGUCUAGCACUGAAUCCUCCGUCUUUUACUUAAAGAUGAAAGCGGAUUAUUACCGAUAUAUGGCCGAAAUCAAAACUGGUGAUGAAAAAACAUUAGUCGCUGAAGAAUCGUUGAAAACAUAUAAGGAAGCAAUGGCCAUAGCAGGAGUUCAAUUUUCACCUAUUCAUCCAACACGUCUAGGCUUGGCAUUAAAUUUUGCCGUUUUCAACUACGAGGUUUUAAAUUCUUACCAAAGGGCAUAUCAAUUGGCGAAGAAUGCUUUUGAUGAUGCUAUGUUAGAGCUGGAUGAUUUAGGCAGCAAGGCUUAUUCGAAAGACAUCAAGGUUAUCCUGAACCUUUUGAGGGAUAACUUUACACUAUGGAAGAGCGAGAAUGAUCGAUGA